Messenger RNA from Psylliodes chrysocephalus, 2100 nucleotides. The record is from the annotation of a GenBank genome assembly. Lineage: Eukaryota; Metazoa; Arthropoda; Insecta; Coleoptera; Chrysomelidae.
AUGGAGAGAAGCUGUUUCUGGAGGACUCGGACGCUGUUAAUCGUGAUUUCAAUCAGUUUCGCUCUUACAAAAGGAAACGGGCUCGUGAGAAAGGAGGAUAUCGAAUACAGUCUGGAAAGCAUCCACGAUGUAGCAAUCGCUAGCCUAGGGGAUCUGUGCGUGACGAAGCAGUUCAACUCUCUAACGGUUCCUCUAAAUACGCUGAGGUUCGAAUCUAUUAGACAGAAGGCGGAUCUAGCGGCAACAUUGCUGCAAGAUCUCGGAGUUGCUCAUCAUAAUGGUUUGCAAGACGCUAUAUCAAAAAACCUCGUCAUAGCAGCCAAGACAGUAUUGUCAGCGCGCAUUUUGGCUAUUAACGCUUCCACUGGAUCAUUGAUUAACUGCGCUUGGUGGCAGAAGCAAGGUUUGGACAUUGGGGAGCCUAAAAAGUUAUCAGAAACCGGCAUGGAGAUUGGCCAUCGUCCUAACACCGAAUAUCCUUGGUAUGAAGAUGCUGAUUCCAGUCCCGGAGUGAGGUCUCCGAAAUUUAUAGACAGUCCUCCAAAUGUCGCUUAUAAAGGAUGGUGGACCUAUCCUUAUUACUCUUGUCUUAACAGAAAAUGGUUGAUAUCCUACAGUGUUCCGAUACCUCCACCUGGUCGAAGAGGACUGAAAGGAUUCCUCAGCCUCGACGUGGACGUUUCUCAUUUGGAAAUUAAUCAGUGCGAACAGCAUAGAUACCAUAAUGCGAAUAAUGAAAUAGCAAUCUUCUACGGGUCGCACAAAUGUGACAAUAUCACAACACAGUGUAUCUAUCGCCAGUCCUUGAACAAGGAAUCUUGGACAAGAGGUAAAUAUCAAUGUGUCUGUAGACCAGGCUUCUAUUCCGAAUACCACGAUGGCAUCUUCAAUGGCACACUAGUAGAAAUUGCUUGGUCGGAGUAUUUAAGAAACAGCAGCGAUUCUUGGGAAACGAUCUUCCAAUGUAAACCAUGCGCUCCAGGAUGCCAUUUCUGUAAAGAUGAAUCACCGUGCUUAGCUACAUAUCAUUGGCCGUUCAGGAUGGCUUUGUUAACAUUUUCAAUCGUUUGUGUGAUCUGGACCAUAAUUUUAAUUAUCUACAUGUACAAACACAGAAAACUGAAAGUCUUCAAAGUAGCCAGUCCCAUCUUCCUUAGUAUUACCCUCUUAGGCUGUGCUACCAUGUAUUUAGAGAUGGCUGCAAUCUUUCCAAUUCUAGAUCAGUAUUCUUGCAUAGCUACCAAAUGGGCGAGGCAUUUGGGAUUUUGUGUCACUUAUACAGCUCUUUUAAUGAAAACCUGGAGGGUGUCAUUAACGUACCGCGUAAAAUCCGCUCAUAAAGUAAAAUUGACUGACAAGCAACUGCUACAAUGGAUGGUGCCUAUUUUGUUGGUUAUGUUGAUAUAUUUGGGUACGUGGACCUUAUCAGAUACGCCGAACGCUGAAGACAUCGUUGAUAACAAUGAUUUAAGGUUCAAACAAUGCGUGUACAAUUGGUGGGAUCAUAGUUUGGCCAUAGGUGAAGUAUUAUUUUUGGCGUGGGGUAUCAGAGUUUGCUACAACGUACGAAAUGCUGAAUCUUUGUACAAUGAAGCGAGGUUGAUCAGUUACGCCAUCUACAACAUCGCCAUCGUCAACAUCAUGAUGAUCGCCUUUCAUUUGUUUAUAUUCCCAAGAGCUGGACCAGACAUCAAAUAUUUGCUGGGUUUCAUCAGAACGCAGCUAUCUACAAGUACAACAAUAGCGUUGGUGUUUGGACCAAAGAUUAUAAGAGUGUUGAGAGGACAAGGCGAUCAGUGGGACAACAGAGCUAGGUCGCGUGGUGUGACGGCUUCGUUUUCUUUAAACGGUAUUGGUCUGGUUCCUGAAGAGGCUCCGGAUCUCUUCCAAGAGAACGAAGAACUCAAGGAAGAAAUACAAAAACUAGCAGCCCAAAUAGAAUUCAUGAAAAUCGUCCAUAUGGAGAGCAACAACCGGCACGUCAAACCAAAAAGCGGGGGCUACUUUUCGGCCCAAAACGCCCCCAACGUAGUCCACAGUCCUCUUACCAAACAAGGCUACAUCCUCGGCCAGCCGGCCAGACCUCCGGAAGAACUGUGA